Messenger RNA from Neltuma alba, 1949 nucleotides. Its product is annotated as DNA polymerase lambda. Bases 72 to 1691 code for a protein of 539 amino acids. Gene Ontology annotation, molecular function: DNA-directed DNA polymerase activity; DNA binding. NCBI's taxonomy places the organism in Eukaryota, Viridiplantae, Streptophyta, Magnoliopsida, Fabales, Fabaceae. Gene Ontology annotation, cellular component: nucleus. Gene Ontology annotation, biological process: double-strand break repair via nonhomologous end joining. The record is from RefSeq and is a predicted model, not a curated record. The transcript is spliced from 14 exons.
CUUUUUCUGAAGAAACGAACCCGCCAAUAGACGACCCACGAACCUCUUUCUGAAGAAACGAACCCGCCACAAUGGCGCCAAAGUCUAAAGCAAUAAAGAAUUCAAGUUCAUCUCAUCCACAUGGCAUAUUCUCGGGAAUGGUCGUUUUCUUAGUCGAAAAAGGAGUUCAAGCUCGUCGACUGCAGAUUUGGAAGCAGAAAUUAGCGCAAAUGGGGGCUGUCAUAGAAGAGCGUUUGUCCAAAAGGGUUACUCACAUUUUGGCUAUGGACUCUGAUUCCCUUCUCCGGCAAUUGGAUAGUGAGCAUUUGUCACGUUUUAAAGGGAGAGUUCUCCUUUAUCAAUGGUUGGAAGACAGCUUGAAGUCGGGGGAGAAGCUAUCUGAGGAUAUGUACAUACUGAAGGUGGUCCCGGAUGAAGAAAAUGUACCCGAUGAGACUUUGGGUCCUGAACCAGCUAAUGGAAGCAGUUCCAGUGACAAUAAAGGAUUACCCAACAAAAGGAUGAAAUCCUCUUCCGAGGAUAUUGAAAUUGUAAAUGUUGACGCUACUGAAGAUAGAAGAGAAAAUGAAGUAUAUUCAUCACCAAGUACAGCAAGCAGUCAUGAUGAUUCAGUUGGCUGUUUACAUUAUGCAAGUACAAGACCUCAAAGCCCAAAUGCUGAAAAUGAGGCACCAUCCUUAACUUACUGUCCACCUGAUCUAAACAAGAACAUAACGGAGAUAUUUGGGAAACUUGUGAACAUAUAUAGAGCUUUGGGUGAUGAUCGGAGGUCCUUUAGCUAUUACAAAGCUAUUGCGGUGAUUGAGAAGUUGCCAUUUAAGAUUGAAAGCGUGGACCAGGUCAAAAACCUGCCAUCAAUUGGAAAAUCAAUGAAAGAUCAUAUACAGGAGAUAAUAACCACUGGCAAGUUAUCCAAGUUGGAGCACUUUGAAACUGAUGAGAAGGUGCGAACAAUAUCCUUAUUUGGAGAAGUGUGGGGUAUAGGUCCAGCCACAGCACUAAAAUUGUAUGAGAAAGGACACCGUACAUUAGAUGAUCUGAGGAAUGAUGAUUCGCUAACAAAUGCACAAAAGUUAGGGUUGAAAUACUUUGAUGAUAUUAGGCAAAGGAUUCCACGCAAUGAGGUACAAGAGAUGGAGAACUUAUUGCAGAAAGUUGGUGAGGAUAUAUUGCCUGGGGCUGAGAUUGUUUGUGGUGGAUCAUAUAGACGUGGAAAAGCUACAUGUGGAGAUAUGGACAUUAUUAUUACACAUCCUGAUGGAAAAAGUCACAAAGGAUUUUUGACAAAAUUUGUACAGCGUUUAAAGGAAAUGAAUUUCCUAAGAGAAGAUUUGAUUUUCAGUAUUCACAGCGAAGAGGGUACUGAUUCUGGCGUUGACACAUACUUUGGUUUUUGUACCUAUCCUGGGAGGGAGUUGCGCCAUCGAAUAGAUUUAAAGGUGUACCCAAGAGACAUAUAUGCUUUUGGACUUAUAGCUUGGACAGGAAAUGAUGUUUUAAAUAGGAGGUUGAGACUGCUGGCAGAAUCUAAAGGAUUCCGGCUUGAUGACACUGGUUUGUUCCCCGCUGUUCAGGGUUCUGGUGGAAAACGGGGUGGAAGAGGAACAGCAAGUCUGAAAUUUCACACAGAAAAGGAAGUGUUUGAUUUUCUGGGAUUUCCUUGGCUUGAACCACAUGAAAGAAAUCUUUAAACUGAGAAAUUGCGGAGUUAGACAUCAGGAGGGGCCCACCAUCUUGUAAGUAAAUAAGUUUUUCGUCUCUUUUUUUGGUUUUUUGGGUUAAGUGAGUGGAUCAGUUUUACUCUAUGUAUAUAUGUAAGUAGUUUUCGGCUUUUCACUCACUUCUUGUGUCAGUUCAGACUAAGUAUAACUCUUCCAUGAACCUUACGAGUCCUUUCAGGAGCCCUUUCUCAUGAAUCUAAAAUAGAAGUUCUUGGCUUUUGCUGAUUG